Branchiostoma belcheri (Belcher's lancelet) is the source of this 1282-nucleotide messenger RNA. Its product is annotated as G-protein coupled receptor 54-like. Gene Ontology annotation, biological process: G protein-coupled receptor signaling pathway. Lineage: Eukaryota; Metazoa; Chordata; Leptocardii; Amphioxiformes; Branchiostomatidae. Gene Ontology annotation, molecular function: G protein-coupled receptor activity. The record is from RefSeq and is a predicted model, not a curated record. The coding region runs from base 52 to 1215 and encodes 387 amino acids. The transcript has 4 exons. Gene Ontology annotation, cellular component: membrane.
GACUUCGCCUAUGCCCCAAGCAGAGUGCGGGAAGAGUUGCCAGGUCUCACCAUGGCCAACAACACGACGUGGGAGAAUUUCACCGUCCGGGAAGACGAGAGUAGCGAGGUUCGAUCCCUACCGGACGCCGGAGGCUCUCCCCUCGGGGCUGAGGCCAUCGCAGGCCCGAUAGUCUUCGGUCUGAUCUGCGUGGUGGGGUUGAUGGGGAACCUGCUGGUUAUCUACGUGGUGUGGAAGUACGACCAGAUGAAGUCGGUGACGAACUACUACAUCGUGAACUUGGCGGUGACGGACGUGUCGUUCCUGCUGUGCUGUGUGCCCUUCACCGCCGCCGGCUUCACCACCACCAGCUGGAACUACGGACUCUUCAUGUGCAAGUUCGUCAACUACUUCAUGCAGGUGACGGUCCAGGCCACGUGUUUGACGCUAGCGGCGAUCAGUGUUGACCGGUACUGCGCUAUUGUCCACCCCAUCUCGUCCAUCCCUUACCGCAGUCCGGCCAUAGCGAUGACCAUCAGUGGCUGUAUCUGGAUCAGCUCCUUCCUUCUGUCCUUGCCGAUUGCCAUCUCCGCACGGCUUGAGACGACCAAGUGGAUGGGGAACCAGAUCCUCUGUCGUGAGGACUGGACCCUUCACGAAGAGAAGGUCUACAACGUCUACAUCGUGGUCAACAGUUACAUCAUCCCCCUGCUGGUCAGCGCGACCUUCUACGGGCUGAUCGUGCGGAGCCUGCGGGCCAGGGUCAUCGACUACGACGGGCAGAACAACGAGGGGGAGCAGCACGCCCUGCGGCGGCAGAAGAGAGUCACCCGGAUGGUCGCCGUGGUCGUCCUGCUCUUCGCUCUCUGCUGGCUCCCUAUCCACGUCCUGAACAUGUCCGCAGUGUUCGAUCAGAACUUCCCGCUUACUUACACCACGUUGUGUAUCAAGAUGUUCGCCCACUGCCUCAGCUACGCCAACUCCGCAGCCAACCCUUUCGUCUACGGCUUCAUGGGCGAACACUUUCGGCAGAACUUCAAAAAGGCCUUCCCGAGAUGUUUCAUGUUGAACCGGGUGGGCGCGGUGGCCCCGAAUGUCGCCCAGUUGGCAACGAUCGAACAGCAGCUGGGGGACCAGGCCGGGGCCAGUAUUCCUGCGGAGACUGAAGAGUCAGACCGCCGACACAAACAUUUCCUGCAGCCGGCACAUCUAAACCUUCCGGUUGUAGAAACUUGACUCCAAUAGCAAUGACUUCAUAGCCACCUACCAUAAUCCUUUGCGUCCAAACGGACAUGCGCAAUGC